UGAACAAUGAACUGAGAGUGAGGAGGAGGAGGAGCUUAUUCACCCCGGACUUUACCUGCAGCUCAGUCCCACUGUCUCACAGUUACCUUCACUGAGCCCACCUCCCUAUAGCAGCUCAAUAGAAGAACCCGCAAUGGAAAUCGAAAAGGAGGUGAAAAAGAUUACCCUGGGCCAUGAGGUAGGAGCUGGCGCCGCCUGUCUUAAAUGCAAGGACAAAUGUGAGGGAUUUGAGCUGCACUUCUGGAGAAAGAUCUGUCGUAAUUGUAAGUGUGGGAUAGAGGACCAUGAUGUGCAGCUGCAGACUGAGGAGAGCCAGAAGGUGGGCCGGCUGUUUGAAGACACCAAGUACACAGGACUCAUCGCCAAGCUAAAGAAGGAUGGGGUGCCUUCCUACCGAAGCAAUCAGGUUACCAUAUCUGUCACAGCCCCGGCUAUUGGCACUGCAGUGCCCAUUCCAGCUACAGCUGCAGCUACAGUUUACCCUGCCAUCACUCCGACCCCCACUGCCCCUGCUGCCACUACAGGUCCUUCUGGAACCUCUGCCCCCAACCGUGGUGUACCUUCCGGUCCUGCUGCCCCUUCGGGAACUUCCACUCACAACCGUGGUGUACCGUCCGGCCCUGCUGCCCUUUCUGCGACUUCAGCCCCCAACCGUGGUGUACCUUCUGGCACUGCUACACCUUUUGCAGCUUCUGCCCCCACUCAUGGUGUACCCUCUGGCCAUGCUGCCACCACCCCUGCACAGCCUUCUGCUGCCUCUCCUGCUGCUACUGUGAUGCCUGCUGCAGUCCCAGCCAAAACAAAUGUUGUCAAAGCCAUCACCUACGACUGGGCACCUCCAGGGGUUAACCAGAGUUUGGCUCUGCGGUACAUGGAGCUUCUUCCCCCAGAGCAAAGACCCAUUGCAGGCACUCAGGGGGCAGACUACCGUAAGAAACAAAUGGCCAAACAGCUUCCAGAGCAUGACCAAGACCCGACUCGAUGCCACGAGCUCUCGCCAGCUGAGGUCAAACAGAUGGAACAGUACAUCCGCAAGUACAAGGACGAGGCUCUGGGCAUGGGAGACCUCACUCUGCCGGAGGAGAUGGUGACCCUCGCUGAAUCUGCUGGAGCACUGGGUCCUCAGGCUCUGGAGGCUGGAGCUGCUGGAGAUAAGGCUGCUGUAGGCAAGGCUGGCAUGCCAGGAGCACCAGGAGCUGUAUGCAGUGGCAACUAUGUCUGCCACCACUGCCAGAAGGUCAUGCAGCAGGGCGACCCCGCUGUGUACGCCGAGCGUGCAGGAUAUGACAAGCUGUGGCACCCGGCCUGCUUCGUCUGCUGCACCUGCAAAGAGCUGCUGGUGGACAUGAUCUACUUCUUUAAGAAGGGUCAGCUGUACUGCGGCCGUCACUACGGUGACAGUGAGAAGCCCCGCUGUGGAGGGUGUGAUGAGCUCAUCUUCAGUAACGAGUACACUCAGGCUGAGGGCCAGAACUGGCAUCUGAAACACUUCUGCUGUUUUGACUGCGACUGUGUCCUGGCUGGAGAAAUCUACGUCAUGGAGAACGACAAACCUGUCUGUGAACCCUGCUACAUGAAGAACCAUGCUGUGCGCUGCGCAGCAUGUCUGAAGCCGAUUGAGCCCGAGGCCCAGCGCGUGUCUUACGGAGAACACCACUGGCAUGCUGACCCUCAGUGCUUCCUGUGCUCCGGCUGCUCCAAGUGCCUGAUGGGUCAGCGCUUCAUGGCCCUGCAGGGCAAACUGCUCUGCUCUGUCGAGUGCAAGAAGAAGGUCCUGGCUUCUUAGAUAACUGCAGCAUUCUGGUACAGCAGCUUCUACACCACUGUCUUAGCUUCAGAAUAAUCAAUACUGAGAUACUGAGUACUUCUCAGCAUUCUGAGGUAAUUUCUUUUCUACUUUUUUAGCUUUAGAUUCAGAAGACAUUUUUAUAAGGACCUGAUUUUCUUUACCAGCACCUCCAGCGCAUAGUUUUGGUUACUGUGGCAAGGAGGUAAAGUAUGCAGUAGAAGUAAACUUCUCAUAAAAGGAUCAUCAUCCUCUGCCAUAAUGGACAUGCCUGUAAACUCUUCACUCAGAAUAUAGACAGGGUGAUCACUUUGUCCUUCAGUGUUGUACCCUAGUCCAGUAUUAUCAAGCAUAGUACAUGAGCUUGUCUCCAAGUGUUCAUUUCUUUCAGCCCCUUUGAACUUCAAGUGCCAUUAUUGUAUCACCACUGAAAUUGCACUUUAUUUAGGUUUUUCACUUCUUUUGCUUUGUACUGUAAUUAAUAAUUUGUAAUCUAAUUAAUAAUUUGCAAGUAAAAAAUAAUGGAAUUAU
Astyanax mexicanus (Mexican tetra) is the source of this 2317-nucleotide messenger RNA. RefSeq names its product testis derived transcript (3 LIM domains) (gene tes). Gene Ontology annotation, molecular function: zinc ion binding. The record is from RefSeq and is a predicted model, not a curated record. NCBI's taxonomy places the organism in Eukaryota, Metazoa, Chordata, Actinopteri, Characiformes, Acestrorhamphidae. The transcript is spliced from 7 exons. Bases 134 to 1786 code for a protein of 550 amino acids.